AUGUAUGAGAAAAAGCUGGAGUCAAACAUCAGGAGGCAUCUUAGCCUCACCCAGGACCCCUAUCACAUUGCCCAGAGUGUCGCCGGAAUGCUUGAAAAGGGCCGUUUCGACGAGGCACUUAUGAUGGCGCGUAUGUCCAGCCGAAAUACCAAGGUCGAGGUUAGCUGGAAUCAUCUGAUCGAUCACCAAAUGAAGAACCAUCGCCUUCAUGCUGCCGUGAAGUUAUACAACGAGAUGAAAAAGCGAGCUCAAAUACCCAACGCAAAGACGUACACCAUCAUCUUUCGCGGCUGCGCACAAUCUAUCCAUCCCAAGCUGGCGGUAGCCGAGGCCACCAGGAUCUACAACUUCAUGAUCAAGGCCGGGCCACUCAAGCCCAACACCAUUCACAUGAACGCCGUCCUUGAGGUUUGCGCUCGUGCAGGAGACCUCGAGAGCUUGUUUACCAUCCUAGUAACUUCCAAUGCCAGCAUGCGCUCUCCGGAUGCCCAUACCUUUACCAUCGUCCUAAACGCCCUCAGAUACGACUCGGGCCACGCAGACAGAUCCAACAUCGGACUGAUCGAUGCCGAGGUCAAGCGGGAGAUUCAAAAGAACCUCUUGAGAGCGAGGGCUAUCUGGACGGACGUGAUUGCGAAUUGGAAGAGCGCCAAGAUCAUCAUUGACGAACAUUUGGUGUUUGCCAUGGGCAGAUUACUUGCUAUGGGCGACUACAAAGACAACGAUAGCGUCUUGGACCUGCUCGAACAGACCAUGAAGAUUCCAAGGUUAGAUAAACCCAACGUCAAGCUCCCCGACGCCCCGCCCGCCGAAACCGACGCCGCAGCCGAUCCGUCCAUGCCAGAAAACGAAACCGCGGACACCACCAACAUGUCACCGAAGGACCGAAAGGCGUUCGUUGGACUGAGAGCGAACAAAACCCCUCUGUACGCCCGACCCGGCAACAAGACGCUGUCCCUCGUCCUCACCGUUCUCGUCAACACGCGCAAGACGUCCAGCGCGGUAAAAUACUGGAACUACCUCACCAAGAUCGCCAAGGUAACACCCGACGACUCAAACCACGCCUGGUACCUACGGGCUCUCGCCUCGGGCCACGCGAGCGCACAAGUCGCCUCAGUCAUCGCGGAGAUGCCCCCGACGCUCCUCACCCCACUCACCUUCCGGCGCGGCUUCUCAGCCUGCAUCGGCGACAACCUCAACCCGCAAGCCUUCAAAAACGCCUGCCGCAUCUUCGACGUCAUGGCCACCAAGCAGCGCUACGCCGACGCCCUCGCCAUGCGCUUGUUCCUCCAAGUGGCGCGCGCCAACACGCGCCACUUCCACGACGCACCACCACCCACCACGCCCAACGAAACCGCCGCCGCCGCCUCCGCAGCCGGCAAGCUCGCGCACGGCACGCAAAUCCUCGCGGCCCUCGACCGCAUGUGGGAGCCCUUCCGGAUCCUGACCGGCUCGCUCUCCUACCCCGCCGAAGCGACCCGCUCCCCAGAAGAGGAGCGGGAGCGGCAGCGCGGCGCGCUGCAGGAGAUCAUGGCGACGGCGCGGCGGAUGAUCGCGGCGAUCGACCGGGUGGCGGGGGCCGAGGACGGCAUGAUGCAGCUGGUGGCGGCGGCGGACCGGCGGGCGGCCAAGCUGUGGCACGCGCGCCGCAUCGUGCUGCAGCGGCUGGUCGAGCGUCACGUGCGCAUCCUGUACCCGGACGGCCCGCCGCCCGAGGAGGUGAGGGAGCGCCGCACGGUGUUGGAGGAGGUGGAGGGCCUGGCGGAGGAGCGCACGGCGAGGCAGGCGGCGCGGCAUGCUUCGUUCUAG
Molecule: messenger RNA, 1809 nt
Organism: Chaetomium globosum CBS 148.51
Lineage: Eukaryota; Fungi; Ascomycota; Sordariomycetes; Sordariales; Chaetomiaceae
Exons: 2
Coding region: 1-1809 (602 amino acids)
Molecular function (GO): protein binding
Source: RefSeq, a predicted model, not a curated record